Molecule: messenger RNA, 957 nt
Organism: Recurvomyces mirabilis
Lineage: Eukaryota; Fungi; Ascomycota; Dothideomycetes; Mycosphaerellales; Teratosphaeriaceae
Exons: 5
Coding region: 1-957 (318 amino acids)
Biological process (GO): carbohydrate metabolic process
Molecular function (GO): hydrolase activity, acting on carbon-nitrogen (but not peptide) bonds
Source: RefSeq, a predicted model, not a curated record
AUGGGCAAAAAGCGCGCACAAUGCUGCAUCUCAGUCGACAUCGACGCCGUAGCCGGCUGGCUAGGUAGCUAUGGCGGCGAAGACAGCACCUCUGAUAUCUCUCGAGGACUCUUCGCAGGCACAAUCGGCGUACGUCGUCUGCUCAAACUCUUCGACAAGUACAAAAUCAAGACCACUUUCUUCAUCCCUGGCCAUUCCUUAGAGACAUUCCCAGAAGAAUGCAGGAUGAUCGUCGAAGCAGGUCACGAAAUCGGGCUCCACGGCUACAGCCACGAGAACCCCAUCGCUAUGACACUAGAGCAACAGACUGCUAUCAUGGAUAAGUGCUACAAGCUCAUCACAGACUUCCAAGGCGGCAAGCCACCGCGUGGGAUCGUGGCACCGUGGUGGGAGUCGAGUCAAGAGGGUGCUGAGUUGAUGCUGAAGUAUGGUCUUGAGUAUGAUCAUAGCUUUUCGCACCAUGAUUGCCAGUGCUAUUGGUUGAGGACCGGCGAUAAGUGGAUCCCGAUCGAUUACAAGAAGCAGCCAGAGCACUGGAUGAAGCCUCUAGAGGCUGGGCAGAUGACUGGCUUGUGUGAAAUCCCUGCUUCGUGGUAUCUUGAUGACUUGCCACCUAUGAUGUUUAUCAAGAAGGCUCCCAACAGUCAUGGCUGGGUGAACCCGAGGGACGUCGAGGAGCUAUGGAUCAAUCAGUUUGAUUACUUCUAUCGCGAGGAAGAAGACUUUGUCUUCCCUGUAACAGUCCAUCCGGACGUUUGUGGGCAUCCUCAAGGAUUGUUCCUGCUCGAGAGGCUCAUCGAGUACAUCAAUACAAAAGAAGGCGUGGAGUGGGUAACGAUGGAGCAGAUCUGCGACGACUUCAAGUCGAAGAAUACACCACCAAAAGGAGCUCUGAUGCCUGCGAAGCAAGGAGCAAUCUUGGAGAAUCCGAAUCUGAAGCUUGAGGCGAAAGAAUAA